GUGUUUAGUUCAUAUAACAACUUAGCAAGCUAGGUGUCAUUCAUCUUGAUUUUGCACAUAACUAACUGCUCACUGUUGUAAACUGAACGCGAGCCUGGGAAUCUCGUCCAGCGAGACGGUCCCAAACCUGGAAGAGAGCGUGCACCGGAAAAAAGGAGAUAGAAAAGAGCGAGGUCUGGGCUGCUUUGCAGAUGCCGCCGCCGCCGCCUGGAGCCUUGUUGUAGCAGCCAUGGUCAACCCCACCAUGUUCUUCGACAUUGCCGUCGACGGCGAGCCCUUGGGCCGCGUCUCCUUCGAGCUGUUUGCAGACAAGGUUCCAAAGACAGCAGAAAACUUCUGUGCUCUGAGCACUGGAGAGAAAGGAUUUGGUUAUAAGGGUUCCUGCUUUCACAGAAUUAUUCCAGGGUUUAUGUGUCAGGGUGGUGACUUCACGCGCCAUAAUGGCACUGGUGGCAAGUCCAUCUACGGGGAGAAAUUUGAUGACGAGAACUUCAUCCUAAAGCAUACAGGUCCUGGCAUCUUGUCCAUGGCAAAUGCUGGACCCAACACAAACAGUUCCCAGUUUUUCAUCUGCACUGUCAAGACUGAGUGGUUGGAUGGCAAGCAUGUGGUCUUUGGCAAGGUGAAAGAAGGCAUGAAUAUUGUGGAGGCCAUGGAGCGCUUUGGGUCCAGGAAUGGCAAGACCAGCAAGAAGAUCACCAUUGCUGACUGUGGGCAACUUUAAUAAGUUUGACUUGUGUUUUAUCUUAACCACCAGACCAUUCCUUCUGUAGCUCAGGAGAGGGCCCUCCACCCCAUGUGCUCGCAGUAUCCUAAAAUCUGUGCUCUCGCUGCAGUUCCCUUUGGGUUCCAUGUUUUCCUUGUUCUCUUCCAUGCCUAGCUGGAUUGCAGAGUUAAGUUUAUGAUUAUGAAAUAAAGACGAAAUAACAAACAAAAAAAAAAAAGAGCGAGGUCUGGAGGGCUACACACGCUACGCUCAUGCAGCAAUUUUAUUUGCAAUAUGUUCCAUUAUAUACUUUUCUGAAGUUAAUGUUGUUUAUGCCAGAUCAGCAUACUUAAGUUACAGUAAGCAAGUUAGGCCCACUAAGUUACGCCCAGUGAGUCAGUUACGCCCAGUAAGUUAAGGUAAGUAAGUUAAGCCCAGCAAGUAAGUUACGCCCAGUAAGUACUUAACAAUUGUAAAUACUUAAUUAAGCAAGUUACAGU
Molecule: messenger RNA, 1206 nt
Organism: Callithrix jacchus (white-tufted-ear marmoset)
Lineage: Eukaryota; Metazoa; Chordata; Mammalia; Primates; Cebidae
Source: RefSeq, a predicted model, not a curated record